UCCACGUUCCACCAGUUGAAACAUUGGCAGUACAAAAAACGCAUAAUUGAUUGCGCAGAGACAUAGGAAGGACAUCAUAUUAUUUCGUCAGACAAUGUUGAAUUAAAGUCAACUAUCUAAGAUGCGCAUACAUAUUCAGUCAAGUUGUGCGGUCAACGCUGAGAAAAAAAAUAAGGAUCUUGGGUAGAUCUAUUCACAACGCAAUACAAGCCGUACCACUCACAAGAUACAAAGGGAUUCGUGCCUUUCCACCGAUUCACCGGCGCUUGUGCUACAGAGGGAGAUCUCGGUUGAAAUGGAUGUAUCUGAUGUUUUGCAGUUCGGCUUAUUACACUUUUUYCCAUAUGAAAUUAUUAYUUUUCUUUGAUUCCAUUCCACAAUGAGAGACCAAGAUUCGCUGUGAGAAAUACAAGAACCCGCUUUUUUUUUUGUCGCGCUGAUCGUCACGUUGCAGGCGUGAAUGAGACAGUUUGUGCAAUUCAUUGCCAGGUAUUUGGAGCUAAAGACCGCCGUGGCUCUACUUUGAGGAUUUUACAGCGGGGAAAAAGGAAGGAAAAUCCCAGAUUCCACAUUACCAUAGGACAGGAUGGUAAACAGCGGAAGGUAGUUGGAAUGCUUUCGCAUUGACAAGGUUCAACAUGAUGACACCCCAUACUGGCACCRUACUUCAGUGAACUGGGGCACCUUCUCCCUCGAAAAUGCAUAUCUGGAUACUGAAAAUAAUCCUUCUGAUCGCAGCAUCUCUGAGUCUUGUUGAGAUGUACGACAAUUAUGGGGAGAUCUGUAGGAAUCUAUGUACAUGCGAAGAGAAGGAAGGGAUACUGACGGUAAGCUGCGAGAAUAGAGGGAUCAUCAGACUGACAGAAAUAAGCCCGGUGCAUUUUUCAAUGUACCACCUUCUGCUGACAGGGAACCUCUUAAAGAAACUGUCCCUCAACGACUUCAUCAACUACACUGGGGCGACCAUAUUGCAUUUAGGCAACAAUGCUAUCGAUGAAGUGGAAACGGGUGCUUUCAAUGGACUCCAGGGAUUAAAGAGAUUACACUUGAACAACAACAAGAUAGACGUCCUAAGGGAUGAUACGUUUGUCGGCCUGGAGAGUUUGGAAUACCUUCAGAUUGAUUACAAUUACAUCACCGUCAAUCAAACCGAACCAGGUCAAAGCCCACCUCCCGGAUUCCGGCUAACCCUUACAACUAUGGCCCCAUCAUUGCUUAUCAGACCAAAUCUCCUGUGCCUUUGGACUGUCCCACCACCUGUACAUGUAAUCUGCAGAUUGCUGAUCUUGGACUAAACGUCAACUGCCAGGAGAGAAAGAUUGAGAACAUAUCUGACCUGAAGCCCAAGCCAUACAAUCCCAAAAAAAUGUACCUCACGGGGAAUUACAUUCCUGUGGUACGCAGAUCUGAUUUCUUGGAGGCUACCGGAUUGGAUUUGCUUCACCUAGGAAACAAUAGGAUAUCCCUCAUCCAAGACAGAGCAUUUGGGGAUUUAACCAACCUGCGUAGGCUGUAUUUAAAUGGUAAUCUAAUCGACAGGCUUACAGCAGAGAUGUUUUUUGGCCUGCAGAGUUUGCAGUAUCUCUACUUAGAAUACAACAAAAUCCGUGAGAUUGUAGGGGGCACCUUCCGGUUUGUGCCAAACCUUCAGCUGCUUUUCCUCAACAAUAACCUUCUGAAAACCUUACCAGCGGGAAUCUUUACUGGGCUGUCCCUCUCUAGACUUAAUCUCCGCAGUAACCACUUCCAAAACCUGCCUGUGAGCGGUGUGUUAGAUCAGUUAAAAUUGCUGUUGCAGAUAGAUCUGAUUGAGAACCCAUGGGAUUGCUCGUGUGACGUCGUCGGCAUGAAGAUAUGGCUCGAGCAGCUCAGUGCAGGCACCGUUGUUAAUGAGGUUAAAUGCGAGACCCCCAAACGGCACAGCGGGAUUGAUAUGCGUUCCGUUCAGUCUGAACAGCUGUGUCCAGAYUACUCUGACGUGGUCGUCUCAACAGCGCCCCCCACUGACGAGCCUCUGCCCGACAGAGCCACCACCACAGAGACCUACCAGAGAUCUAACCCCACUAGCAGCGUCGUCCCUCUCUCUGUCCUCAUCCUCAGCCUGCUGCUCGUGUUCAUCAUGUCCGUCUUUGUGGCGGCKGGGCUGUUUGUUGUCGUGGUGAAAAAGCGUAAAAAGUCCCAGAGCGACCGCACCAGCACCAACAACUCUGACGUGAGCUCGUUUAACUUGCAGUACAGYCUUUACAGUAAUAACCGAACCGUYCCCAAAGUCAAAGCYCCCGCMGGACACGUGUAUGAGUACAUCCCUCACCCUAUGGGCCACAUGUGCAAAAAUCCCAUUUACAGGUCCAGGGAAGGCAACACAGUCGAGGAUUACCGCGACCUCCAUGAAUUGAAGGUGACUUAUAGGAGUGAUGUGGAUGAGGAGAGGAACAGCAACAUGAGAAGUCCCACUUAUAGCGUGAGCACUAUUGAGCCUCGCGAGGACCCCUCCCCUGCAGACAAUGCUGAGCACUUCUUCAGGGGCAUCAUAGAGGCGGACAACCAAUCCCCCUCCGGUAACAGUCUAGAAUACAAGUACACUGGCCCUGUCUCGUACACGUACAACCCAAACUUUGAUGUUAGACGCCAGUUCUUACACCCAGAGAGGAUACGAGAAACAGUGCUUUAUGGCACAGCGCCGAGUACUGUUUACGUGGAGCCCAACAGAAAUGAAUAUUUGGAACUAAAAGCGAAACUUCAAGUCGAGCCGGACUACCUCGAAGUUCUUGAGAAACAGACCACUUUCAGUCAGUUUUGAGCAACAGAUUUGUCCGUAUAUGAAGGAUUUCCCCCCUUAAAAGUACUGGCUCAAUAUUGAGGGUGCCUUGGCACGACACAUCAACAAAAUAAGCAUUAAACGGGGUGUGCCAAACUGUAUUAUUCUUAUUUCUUAAUUACAUGAGAUUGCAGGAACUGAAAGUCUCUCUCUAAACCUAACUGGAUGAACACACAAGUUGUCCUACUUAACUGGUGAUUUAGAAUCUAUUUUUAUAUGGUGAAGAUUGAAUACACAUACAUGUAAGUGUACAGGUAAACUUACCCAACUACAUUUUCAGGAAUAUAACCAUACAUAUAUUGUGAAUCACAAAAAUGUUUAUAACUCACCUUCUGACGAAAAAACACUGUACGGCAGUGCCUCCAUCAAACUGCGCAGGACAAUUCUCUGCUUUAGUCUGUAAGUAUUUAUUUAUUGGAAUACUCUGCCAUGUAUUUUCCAAACUUUUGAUCCUUCAUCAAUAUUACCUGUGUCAUAAUUCCAUGAUCCUCUGUAAACGUUUAUGUUUGUAGUUCCAUAUCAUUUACUGUAGCUCGCAUUGUAAAAGUGRCUUUUUUUAAAAAGGUGGCACACCCCCAAUGUUAAAGAAAGACUGCGUCAUUUAAAGAAGAAAAKAAGUUGUCUUUGUAUGCUUUCUGCACUUUUUGGAGUUGGAAGGCAAGUGGGCCUUUAAACAGCUAUCAUUAGGAUGAUUACUAUUAAAAAUGAAUAUGUGCAUUCAUUCUUAAUAUGUAUUCUUGAUAUGUUAUCAAAUUCAUGAAUAAUAAUUGAAAUAAUAAUUAUGUUGUGUAAUACUGAUAUUUUAAUGUAACACCUAUUUUUAUACAAGCAUUCGCAAUUCUCUUUCCCUCAUCAAUUUCAUUCGUUUUAAUUGCUUUGCACUUAUUGCACUAUAUUGACCAAAAUAUGUUAAUGUCAUCAAUAAAUAUGAUGUCAGGUUCA
This is a messenger RNA of Salvelinus sp. IW2-2015, 3760 nucleotides long. Its product is annotated as SLIT and NTRK-like protein 5. Lineage: Eukaryota; Metazoa; Chordata; Actinopteri; Salmoniformes; Salmonidae. Gene Ontology annotation, biological process: positive regulation of synapse assembly; axonogenesis; regulation of presynapse assembly. Gene Ontology annotation, molecular function: protein binding. The record is from RefSeq and is a predicted model, not a curated record. Gene Ontology annotation, cellular component: membrane.